CCGGCGAGAGACGACGAGAAGAACAGAAGAACUUAUUCUCCACUCUCAGAAAAAAACAAGACUUCUGAAAGGAUGGGAUCAACAGGAAUACAGAUCGUGUGUGUGGGUUUGGGAAUUCUGGGCCUCAUCGCUGCCAUCGUCACCUGCAUCCUCCCCAGCUGGAAGGUUUCCUCCUUCACCGGACAGAAUAUCAUCACGGCACAGGUGCAGCAGGAAGGCCUGUGGAUGGAGUGUGUGUACCAGAGCACGGGCCAGCAGCAGUGUAAAGCCUACGAAUCCCUGCUGAUCCUGGGCUCGGACAUCCAGGCAGCUCGUGCCAUGACCAUCGUGUGCUGCAUGGUGUCGGCGAUCUCCCUGCUGGUGCUGUUCGCCGGCGCCGAGUUCACCACGUGUGUCGAAAACGAGGAUGCCAAGCCGAAGAUCUGCCUGGCGGCGGGCGUGGGGAUGAUCAUAGCUGGCCUGCUGCUCAUCAUCCCCGUCAGCUGGACGGCCAAAAACGUCGUGAGCAACUUCAACAACCCGCUGGCGAGCCCAUCGAGCCGCAGAGAGCUCGGUCCGUGCAUCUUCAUCGGCUGGGCCGGAGGAGUGCUCCUCCUGCUGGGCGGAGGACUGCUGUGCUGCUUCAGCCGCCCGCAAUCCAGAGGCUCCGGAGGCACCGCCAAGUACUACAGCAACAGCGCCUCAGCUCCGGCUAAAAACUACGUCUAGACACGACGCUGCUCUGUAGAUGACGCCUCAAAUAGAAAACAUUUCAACUAGGGGUGUGAGGAUGUGUUGGUUUAAAACACUAUCACUGAUAAAUAUUAAUUAAAAGGGGCGGGGCAUUCAGAAUCAGAAUUGUAAACAAGGAAAAUAAAUAGAAAAGAUUCCAAAUAUCAAUAAAACACUAAGAUAAUCUAAAAUAGUAAGAUUAUUGAUAUUAUGCUACACAUUUAUAGAUAAUAAUGUGUCAUAAAUAUGAUGGUGCAUUAUUUUUACUUUUUAAAGUAAAGAUCACAACAUGAAACAAAUGAAAGAAAAAGCAGCUAAAGUUAGUUUGUACCAUCAUAUCCCAAAAAAACUGUAAUAUCUGGUUGUAUGAAAUUUGACAUCCAUUAGCUCCACCCCUAAUUUUAAUCAUUUAAAUAUGGGCGGGGCUUCUUUAACGAUGAAAUUUGGUGUGUGUGUUUGUGAGUGUUUUCAAGGAUAAGUCAAUCUCAAACCUCAGAGUCUGUAAAUAUUACAUUUUCAGGAUGAUGAAAAAUAUACAACAAUGAUUUUAUGUUCAUUUACACGUUUAUAAGAUUAUUAUUAUUAUUAUUAUUAUUAUUAUUAUUAUUAUUAUUAUUAUUUUGCAUAUUGUCAAAGCCGUCAUGAAAAAACAUCCUAUAGCUAUAAAUCAUAGGGAUAAAAUAACAAUGUUUCAGUGUUUUUUUAAUGAUGCAGUCAGAACAGCAAAUUUUUUAAGACAGCAGCGAAAUUAUAUAUUUUAUAGCAUUUAGCUUCAUCAAGAGUCUUUAAAUCGGCAAUGUUUCUGGUAAAUCCGUCCGUUAGAGCAGCUAAAGAUCAACACAAGUCAGGAUUUAUUCAGAGAUUGGCAUAGAAAAGCUUUUUAGACUUAUGUGAGAUACUACACGUGUGAUUAGCUGUGUAUAAUGUUUCUUUGUAACGAUAAAAUUAUAAAACUGUAAACUUCACGGCUUUGCUUUUUUAUUUUAAUAAAAUUAACAUUCCUAA
This is a messenger RNA of Pangasianodon hypophthalmus (striped catfish), 1716 nucleotides long. RefSeq names its product claudin-4. The record is from RefSeq and is a predicted model, not a curated record. The coding region runs from base 73 to 708 and encodes 211 amino acids. Gene Ontology annotation, molecular function: structural molecule activity. Gene Ontology annotation, biological process: bicellular tight junction assembly; cell adhesion. NCBI's taxonomy places the organism in Eukaryota, Metazoa, Chordata, Actinopteri, Siluriformes, Pangasiidae. Gene Ontology annotation, cellular component: bicellular tight junction; plasma membrane. The transcript is spliced from 3 exons.